UAAGGGAAUACGCGAGAGAGAGAAGUCAUAACAAGUGGUACAGGAAGACGUGUUUUUCGGAUGGAAAAUGAGCCAAACGUGAAAACGCAGCAGCAUUUCAACAAGUCCUCCAACUAAUACGACCAAAUAGGUCGAUUGUUUUCCGACCCAAAUACGACCCAUAGCCACGUUUUAAAGUGUAGCACCUCUAGUGGUCGUGUAAGAAACAACAUGCUCCCGUCUAUUCAUUUCUAUUAGCAACUCCUGGCGGAUCGUAAUCCCGUGAACUUUAACCUUGCGCAUCAAUAAAAGUGCGACGAGUGAAGAAGAAGAAGAAGAGCGGGAACCGGAAGUGGUAAAAUGCUAACUCACUGGGUUUUUUUGGACUCGGCACUGCAUCACUGACAACAUCCAUUUAUUUCCUACAGACAAGCUAAUAAAGAUGCCUACUCAAAAAGUGUGCCAGACUUGCAAACACAAAAUAGGAGUAGCCAGCAGGAAAUGCAGGCAAUGUGGUGCCAACCAACCCUACAAGGAGAAACUAUCCAAGCAAAAGGAAAAGGUUGCACAGGAGUGGAAGGCCACGCAACAAAAAAACCACAGUGUCAACAAAGUUUAUGACUCAACAAAUCUACUGCUCCACAAAUGGAAACUUCUUGAGCGGCAUCCCAUCCUCCUUCUUGCCAAGAGAGGCACAAAUGGUUUUGCGGCCGAUUGCCUCUGUCCAUGGCAAAUUGAGACAGAAGAUGGUAACAAUGCACUUGUUACCAUAAAGAGGAUUUACGAAAGCCUUCUUAAUGUGACUUUGGCAGUUGAACCUGAGGGUCCUUCAACCACACAGGCAGAAAUGGCCACAGACCCAGGAUCAGAUUCCUUGUCUGUACCUCUCUCCUCCAGCCUGACUCCUCCUCUCUCCUCCUCUCCUGACUCCUCCUCUCUCCUCCGGCCUGACUCCUCCUCUCUCCUCCGGCCUGACUCCUCCUCUCUCCUCCGGCCUGACUCCUCCUCUCUCCUCCGGCCUGACUCCUCCUCUCUCCUCCGGCCUGACUCCUCCUCUCCUGACUCCUCCUCUCUCCUCCGGCCUGACUCCUCCUCUCCUGACUCCUCCUCUCUCCUCCGGCCUGACUCCUCCUGUGUCCUCAGUGUCUUCCUCACAGAAAAGAAGACCAACGAGGAAUAAAGUGGCAAUUAAUGGGCCAUGCCGAGGUGUUGGUGCAGUGGCAGUCUUGCUCUGGAUGUAUUGGGGUUUUUAGAUUUCCAUAACAAUUGGCGCUGCGAGCAGGGUCUCUGCAAGUUCGAUUGGGAACACCUCCGGACGCUGGUGGUGGGCGCUCCAGGAUCCGCGGAUCUUCCUCUACCCCGACAGAAACCGUAUGGGACGAGAGGACCAGCGCCGGGGGUGGAACCGAUUGACUUCACGAGAUCCAACGAACUCAAAGGCUUUCCAAUACUGGGCGUGGGGGAUCCUCUCCUCGACUGUGGAUUUCCUUUCCCACCUUCCCUCGCUGUUCACCUGCCUGCUGAGGAGGCGGCUGGACCAGAGGCCGCAAUAACUACAAAGUUCCCCGCCAAAGUCGACAUGUCAAGAAUUUGGGCAUGCAGGCAGAACCGGGAGGAAACAGUAAAUGACUAUUACCACCGCUUAGAAAAAGUGUUCAUUGAGAACAGCGGCAUUAUCAAACAAGAGGCCGGUGUGGGAGUUUGGGAAACACACCUCUCAAACGCUUUCCUCACAGGCCUAUCCCCGGCUAUUUCUUCAUCAGUGCGAAACUCCUGCAUUGGCGUAAUGGACGGUGCCCGGCUGGAAGAAAUUCGCCGACAUGCCGUGCAGGCUGAGAAACGCCUCUCAGAAGAAAAAGCCAGUGAGGAAAAGAGACGCCACGCUCACAAAGAAAAGGGCCAGCUGACCAUGGUCCAGGUUGUUACAACCACCUGGGCUCAAGGUCAAGGCCAGGGCAGAGGGAACCGAAGAGGAGGAAGAGACCGCAAUAGAGACCGCAAUAGCAGAUGUUUUAACUGCGGAGAGAUGGGUCAUCGGUUCGCUGAAUGCCCACACGAGAAGCAGAAAAAGAACUUUCGAUCGGAUAAAUCGGACUGUAACAAAGACAGUACUUCAAACUGACAGUAGUCGAAGGAGGGAGUGGGGAAAGGAAGGAAUUCGGUCGGGAGAGAGAGAACCACUGCCAGCAUCAUCGAACCAGGGAAGUGAAUACACACACACACAUCAUGCUUUUGAAAAUUGGAAAAUGUAGAAGACAUGCCUGUGGUUAAAGAGGGUACAUAUUUGAAAUAUGACAGUGAAACAGCAUUUCAGAAAUGUCCCACACUGACUUUGGCUGUCAUGGGUGUUGAUGUUCCAUUUUUUUUGGUUGAUUCUGGGACUACACAUUCUAUAGUAAAAAGGGCAGAUUUGCCUGAUUGCAAAUGUAAUGGUAGAUUAUGCACUCAAUAGGAGCGGCUGGGGUGACUGUAAAGGAGAAGUUUUUGUAUCACUUCAGAGUGGAGAUAACGGUGAUGAUAGUCAAUCCAUUUCCCACAUCAGUCAAAAACAGUUUAUUUUAUCCUUCGUCUGCCUAAUACAUUUACUGGGCAGAGAUCUGAUUCUCCGGUUCGGCUUAGACCUAAUUUUUCAACAAAUGAGGGUUUUAAAGUCCGGCAGCCAUCUCCUACGAUGGUUCAAAAACUGGCAUUUGAUGAUAAAGAACUGUGUGAAUGUGUAUUAAAUGGCUGCUGACAUAUCCUGAUUCUCAGGCGUUGUUGCGUUUGACUGAUCAACGUGUUUUUCCACCUGCUGUGUUCAUGGAGGCUUCUCAUUUGCAUUAUACGUGCUAACGUUGUUAAUGUUGUUAAUCCGUGUAAAUGCUAUGAUGAGUUUUUCUGUUAGAAUGUGUGAAUGAGGAGCUCAUGCUUAAAACUAAGCUUGAAGUUUGCUGCGAAGCUGGUUCCUGUUGCACACCCACACAACACAAACUGUGUCAAAUCCCAGGGGCGGUCCACACAUUUCACUAGUCAGGGGCCCCACUGAUAGAUAGAGGGAUUUGGAUCCAAUCGUUAAAGAUUUGGAGUCAGUCACUGAUUGGACACCUACACACACAGAAUAUGUUAUGUACUAUAUGUCAGGUGACAUGUAUAAGAUGAAAAUGUGCACAAACGUAGCCGUUCUGCGCACAUUGCUGUUGGUUGAGGAUGAUGAGGUAAUUCUCAUAUCUCUGAGCUUUCCUGCGCUUUCAGAUGGGCCAUACUCACUCUGGGCAGCUCACAGAUCUGACGUAGGGUUAAUGUCCAUGUUGAUGGACUCAGUGUUUACCUCUCUGCUUAAACAAGGGGUCAUUAUUCCGUGUAACGAUUCCGGUACGCACUCCAGUGUUUCCUGUCAAAAAGAUCAGAGACAAAACCUCCUGACGAGUGGAGAUUUGUCCAGGAUUUACAGCUGUAAAUGCUAUGCAGCUAUGCCCGCUCGUCCCAAGUCGCUUAUCUGAUUACUCCAAAAGUUCCAGCCUCUGCAGCAUAUUUUUUUUUACUGUCAUAAGAUCUCUCAAAUGCAUUUUUCAGUGUUCCUGUACACAAAGACAGUCAAUUUUGUUCACAUUUGAAUAUAAGGGUAAACCUUACAGAUUCACACGUUUGUGUCAAGGCUACUGUGUA
Gymnodraco acuticeps is the source of this 3624-nucleotide messenger RNA. RefSeq lists its product as uncharacterized. The transcript is spliced from 7 exons. The record is from RefSeq and is a predicted model, not a curated record. Lineage: Eukaryota; Metazoa; Chordata; Actinopteri; Perciformes; Bathydraconidae. The coding region runs from base 1178 to 2101 and encodes 307 amino acids. Gene Ontology annotation, molecular function: zinc ion binding; nucleic acid binding.